UUGGUUACAUUCCACUCUAAUAAUAAUAUUUAAGUAAAUGUCACUGAUUCCAGGCAAUCGGAACAAAAAUGUUGAAGUAAUUCAUAAAACAUUCGAUCUCAUCGGAGAUCUACCCUCUGACAGAUGGGCUGAAGCUAUCUACAAUACUUUUAACUAUCAGAAGUUAACUGAAAAGUUCAAGGCUGAUGGCAAGCAGCAAAAGGAAUGCAUGACGUAUAACUACUUACUUGACUUGCUUGACAACACAUUGGAACAGAAGAACAUGUAUCUGAAUAAAAAUACAGUCAGCAUCCAGAAGUUUAAAGAUGACACCCCAGAAGAAAAUGAGAAGGUGGCAACCCAAAAAUUACCAUUACAAAAAGAACAGAAGGUUGAUGAGGAAAUCAAAGUCAAAGAUUCUCAAUCCUCAAAGUUAGAGAGCUUGAAAAGUGCGAAGCCACAAUCCACUGAAAAAGUAUCCAAGCAGCAAAUUAUUGCAGAUCCAGAGUCAGAAGGUCACGAAAAGUCUGUAUUAGAGAUCGAAGAUUUACAGACUAAGAAAGCAACAGUUGAGCAAAAUGAAAAAGAUGACAAUCUCAACUUACUUAGCUCUUCCACUAAGAAGCAUCCGACAGCUGCGCUUCCAGUUUGAACUGAGACAUUGCCAGAAAUUUUAGAUAACGAACUCCCAGUCGAACCUCAAGCAAAGGUGGAAUCCUCUCAAAGUUCGGUCAAGGAUGUGCUACCUGAAGAGCUAAAAGAAGAGAGCAAGCCAAAUUCUACACUGAGCAUUCUAAACCAAUUUAAAAAAGUUAAAGUCGAUAACAGACCAUCAUACAAGUCUAGCAAAUACUUUUGGGAGUGACCUUGCUGCGGAAAGCAAUUAAGAUCCCCUAAAUCUUUGAGGUUGCAUAUUAGAACUCAUUGGUCUUUGAAUAGAGAAGGAAGGCCUUACAAAUGUCCAAUUCCAGACUGUGAGAGAAGCCAGGGAGGAUUUAACUUCAGAUAUCAUUUCAAUUUACAUUACAAAACCCAUAAGAAACAUCCUCUCUUCCAAAGAGAAAUCCUUCGACAAAACUUCGAUUUUGAGCUAUACAUCACACAGAUCUCAGAAACCUAUUUGGAGAAGGUACAGGAACUCAAGAAAAAGAAACACAAGAGGCUUCUUCCAAGAGUUGACCUUGAGUUCAGUAACAUUAUGGGAAUGAAUUUCCAAGCAUAUGCAGAAACUCUUCACACAGAAUAAGGAAAUGGGACUUAAUUUGGUCAAACGAUUUUCAAUGUUUC
Molecule: messenger RNA, 1266 nt
Organism: Moneuplotes crassus
Lineage: Eukaryota; Ciliophora; Spirotrichea; Euplotida; Euplotidae
Source: the annotation of a GenBank genome assembly